Alternaria alternata is the source of this 949-nucleotide messenger RNA. RefSeq lists its product as hypothetical. The record is from RefSeq and is a predicted model, not a curated record. The transcript has 3 exons. Lineage: Eukaryota; Fungi; Ascomycota; Dothideomycetes; Pleosporales; Pleosporaceae. The coding region runs from base 1 to 702 and encodes 233 amino acids.
AUGCCUGUUGCUGUGAGCUCCACCAGCGCCGCCGAUACUGGUGAGCUAGUACGCCAGACGUCCGCAAUGGAGAUUAAUGCACAGCCAUGGUUAGAGAGCACCCACAAGCGUCAGCUUCAUGAGAUUCAGACGCUGAAAGAGAUUUCCCUCGGCAACUGUCGUCUUCUUUACGGCAGCGAGCGAUUCAAGUUCUACGGUAAAGCCCUCGCACCAAUGCUGAACACCGGAAUUGACACGAGGCUAGAUAUCGUCAUCUGCGAGGAUGAAGGCACCAAAAGAUUCGCUGCUAUUCUAACAUGCAAUCAAGACGGCCAGACAAAGCUGUUGCGCACCGAGUUGAGCGGGUGUCCUGUCGUGGCGGUUCGCACUCUGGUGGAUGGUCUUCAAAAAGACACAGCCAAGCUAUUUCUCAAGUACGCAGUGGGUUCGCAGAUUCGAGGCCAGCAAGGAUUCACCAACAAGGACACUGGCAAGUUCGAGUUGUGGGACGAGGCACAGGAGAAGCGUAUUCGUGGUCCUGACGACGACACGCAGGGCCUUGUUCGUAGCUGGAGUGACGCACCCGGUGCUGAUGGUCGGCCCUCUUCAGAUCGCCGUGGCGAUGGCUAUCAUGGUCGGUACAACAAACGCUCGAGGCCUGUUGAACGCCCGGAGAAGCCCAUGGUUGAGGCGGAGAUUACUGAUCUCGAUUACUAUGACUAGUAAGAGAUGAAGGACUGGGAUACUAUCCAUGUAUUAGACGUCCAGGAGGAUGAGAGUCUCGGAUAGAGUCCGAUCAGACAUUACUUUCUGUCCUUACUCUAUACUAAAGCUUCAUCGUAAAGACUUCCACUCAGCGAUCGUCAAUGUCAUGGCAAACUUCGAAAUCUCGCAGGUUUCUCAAUUGGUUUACAAUGAUCCUGGAACAGUGGGAUUGAUACGGAGGUUCUGAUAUGUUGGGCCAGAUACU